GGAAGUUGUUUCAGCUGCCAUGUUUGCUUGCUUUGUUGUAGGCUUCUACUAGCUUUCCUACAGAAUCAGUAAGUGUGGAAAUGGAGCCGAGCUGGAGUACGUUUCUCUUCCAACAGGCCAAUGAAGCCCUCCACCACCAGCACCAGGUGGCCCAGAAUAGUCUGCUGCCACUUCUCAAUGCUGGAGCAGAGCAAGUUGACCAGAAGCCUGUCCUGCCUAUCCAGAUAGACCAGAAACCCCCCGUCAGUGCUGCUGAACUUCUGAAAGACAAUGUGGCCAGUGGAGGAGGUCAGCGGCCACCGGUGCCUGUGAUAAAAAAGGAACACAAAGGCAAAACGCCUUUCGUCUGCGGUUACUGUAACAAGGCCUUCCGAGACAGCUACCACCUGAGACGCCAUGAGUCCAGCCACACCGGCAUCAAGAUGGUAUCGCGUCCGAAGAAGACGGCCCAAACCGCCCCCACCAUGGUACCCAUGAUCGCUUCCAUGCCACGGGAGAACAACGGCAACUCCUACAUCUCUACGGUAGCGGGGAUCCUUUCCACGGCGACCACCUCGGUGUCAUCGGGCACCAGCAUCAUGACGUCGUCCGCGAUGGGCAACGUGCAGCAGCAAAACGUCCCCAAGAAGCCCCCCAAGCCCGUCAAGAAAAACCACGGCUGCGAGAUGUGCGGCAAGGCCUUCCGUGACGUCUACCACCUGAACCGCCACAAGUUGUCCCAUUCGGACGAGAAGCCGUUUGAGUGUCCAAUCUGCCAGCAGCGCUUUAAGAGGAAGGAUCGGAUGACCUACCAUGUUCGCUCUCAUGACGGAGGCGUCCACAAGCCCUACGUGUGUUCUGUGUGUGGAAAAGGCUUUUCCAGGCCAGACCAUUUGAGCUGCCAUGUGAAGCAUGUGCACUCCUCGGAAAGACCGUUUAAAUGUCAAGUAACGGCAUGUACCUCUGCUUUCGCCACCAAAGACAGACUCCGCUCCCACAUGAUCCGACAUGAAGGCAAGGUCACCUGUAGCAUCUGUGGGAAGAUGCUGAGUGCAGCCUACAUCACCAGUCAUUUGAAGACCCACGGACAGACCAACUUUAACUCCUGUAACAAAGGUAACGAAGUCUGCAACUCGGCCUCAGCGACACCCGUGUCCGUCUCUGCCCCCAUCACCUCCGCAAUGAACCGAGGCAACAACAACAACCCCGUCACCAUAGCCGCACAAAUGAACAUUAGCACCAACACGGUCAACAUCACGUCUCCCGUCAGCCUCCAGCACCCGGUCACCAUCACUGGGCCCGUCAACAUCGCCUCUGUGAACAUCCCCGCCACGGCGCCCAUGAAUAUCGCCCACCCGGUCGCAAUAACCACCCCCAUGCCCAUGAAUAUAGCCGGUCCGCUAAACAUCGCAAUGAGGCCAGUCGAUAGCAUGCCUUUUCUGUCCCAAGUCUUGCCUUCUUCCCCACCGUGGUAAAAAUAAAAUAAAAAAAAGAUGAACGACAUCUAACUGGCCAGAAAGAAAGGGAAAAUGAAGUGAAAAGAGACUCCUGUCCUCACUUUAACAGCUUCCCCAUGCCCCACCUCCCCUCACCCCAAACAGUGUCCACUUCAUCCAGCUUUGAAGUGCAGCAGUUCCUUGAGCUGUGAGGCCAGUAGGAGAUCCCCCCAAAGUCCUAACUGUGUCCCAACUAAUGUUUAGUGACUGGCUCGUGAUGCAGAACAGUUAAGUAGAAAUCGAGUAGGAUUUGUCUUGAAAUCAAGACAGCCGGAAGGCUUAGCGUAGGCAGUUAGAAUGAUGAAACUGUGAUUUGUAUCAUGACAAACAGGAGGAGAGGAUUCCUCGAGUUUGCUUGAGGACCCCCUAUACGAAAAUACAAACGUGCUUUUGUAAGGGAGACAUGAAAUGGACUGAAGCAAUAACCAGGAAUUGCUGAUUCUAAUCUUUUACAAGCUCUCCCGAAGCAUCUGGGCGUUACUUUGUAUGUAGUUUUUUUUUUGUUUGUUUGUUUGUUUAUUUUGUUUUGUUUUUUUUUUAAACUAUAGCUUGCUAAUCACUAUUUAAUGUAAUAGGAAAUGAGUCUAGUAAAAGGGACAGCUGCUUCCACUUGCAUGGAAGACUAUUUUUUCACAAUGUUAUAGCAUUUCUUUUUCUUCUCAGAUAGUAAGUAUGCUCUUGAGGUACAGUGACUAACUUGUACAGUUGACAUAGUAAUGUAUUUUUCAUGUUGACAUUUGAAUUUCUUUUGUUUUUGCUUUUUGUCAUUCAGGUGGACAUCUGGACACUGUUCACUUGACUAUGAAAUUUCUUUACUUUGUUUUUCUAUUUAUAUGAAAACAAAGUUAUUUUUUACUUUUAUGUGUUUUUAUUUUUUUAUGAAGUCAGAAUGGAAUGAGUCUUGCACUGAAGGCAUAUGCUACAUGCAGGUGAACAGCAGUAUUAUCAAAGAUCAAACAGAGUCUUAAGUGUUUUGGUCAGCCAGCCUGCACUUGAGGGCCCUCUAGUGGCCGAGUAUGUAAAUCCUGGACUUGUAGUGAAGCUUUUCAGGUUGCAAUUGUCAUCGCAAAAGGUGGCUGAUGUAGUUUUAGCGGACUCUUUUGUUACACUGUUUUUAUUCAUAUAAUUAUUUAUCAUUACUCUGUUACAGCCCCGUGGUUAAACUAAGGAAUGAUCACUCAGGAAACACGCAGAAAUCCCCCACCCCCAACAAACCAAGAAUUUCUUUGGAUCUUAGAAAUUUUCUAAGCGCCUAUUUGGACUCCCGAAAUCAUUUUUGGAUUGCAGCGUUGUUGCUUUGCAAAAUUACACUAACCAGGAAGUCCGCAAGCACCAGUUUUAAGCAGCCGUCCAUUUGAAUCGAUCUUUUACUGUACAAUGACAUAAAUGCUGUACAUGUUUUACAUACUCGGGCAAGUUCGGUCUCGGUUUGCACAGGCAUAUGGCCUGAGAACUGGACAAGUUUGCUACAAAACACGAUUUUGUGUCCAUUCAAAAAAAAAAAAAAAAUGGGACAAGAUUGACGUUGCAUGAACAUCCCAACUCCUUCCCUCCCUGAACACUGUAGCUGUUGAACAUGAACUAUUUUUUUAACGAAUGCCAUGUUGUCUCAGCAGUGUUGCAGCUCUUUGAGUUGAUUCAGUUUAUACAGAGAAAUGCAAUAUGCAUGUAUGUCUUUUCCCCCCAACCCCAAGUUUUUUUUUUUUUUUUUUUUUUACAAAAUGUUAGUGUAGUUUUUUUUAUUCUUAUGCAUUUACGUAGAUACACUAUAAUAGCCUGUUUGCCAAAUUUGAAACAAUUAUAAUGUGACGACCUGAAUUAUUCUUGUGAAAUUGAACAUCUCAUUUAUUUUAAAAGAGGAAAAAAAAAAGUUAAUUGGAAACACCAGGAACCUUGUGAAAAGCAGUUGAAUGUAUAUCUUUGUACAAAACUUUUAGUUCCAAGGAUAUGGUAGUUACAAUAGAUGUGAAAGAUAAGAACCUUUUUUAUAAAUCUUUUGUAUUAGAACAUUAACAUUGAUAAUUUUGUAUAUAUGAGAGGCUAGGCUUUCUGAUUAGCAGAAAGAUAAAACAUUCCUACAUUUUUUUAAAUGUACGUUUGUCAAAUUAUUAAACAUGCGCAAUGUUAUGUGCCUUUUAUUUGGGUUGUCUAAAUAAAAGAAAACUAUCAAAUGUG
This is a messenger RNA of Poeciliopsis prolifica (blackstripe livebearer), 3650 nucleotides long. RefSeq names its product vascular endothelial zinc finger 1-like. The record is from RefSeq and is a predicted model, not a curated record. Gene Ontology annotation, biological process: regulation of transcription by RNA polymerase II. NCBI's taxonomy places the organism in Eukaryota, Metazoa, Chordata, Actinopteri, Cyprinodontiformes, Poeciliidae. The coding region runs from base 81 to 1454 and encodes 457 amino acids. Gene Ontology annotation, molecular function: RNA polymerase II cis-regulatory region sequence-specific DNA binding; DNA-binding transcription factor activity. The transcript is spliced from 5 exons.